CUUUGGCAGCUGGUGUCCUCCGACUUUUUCGGUUAAUAUUUUGGAUGGGAAAUAGCAAAAUGCAAAUCUUGCAAAUGACUUUCGCAUACGCUCAUUUGUUUCAUAUUGAUCGAGCUACUAACGUCAUCAGCCCCGCUGUACCAGCUACACAAAUCAAAGAAUAUGGCUACAACAGAUACAAUGAAGCGACCCUACAGACACUCGUCCACCACUUCUCGCUUUCCUCCUACAAGUCUGCAGGAUAUUACAGAAAUGCCCCGACAUCUUGAGGGCCCAUACAACCAAGAUGGUCCGCACGAACGCAUGGAACAGCGCAACACAUAUGGGAGCGGUAGCAAUAGUACGAAUAACAAGAAGACCACCACCACCAGCGGCAGUAGCUAUGACGAUCAGCUGCUGACAAAAGGAGAACGAGUUGGAGCUAUUAUUGGUCUUGUAGUAGUCUUGUUCGUUGUCCUGUAUUUCAUCAUGCUGAACAUACGUGUUCGACGGCCGCGCUCCAGGCGAAAACACAGGCGCAGGAACACCGGUAGAAGAAAGCGCACAUAUGAGGAGGACCACGAUUCAACCACCGACGACGAUUCCUCCACUGCAGAAUUAGAAAUGGCCGAGCAACAGUCCGUGACACCUUAUGCUCUGACGAAAAACGAGGACAAACAAGUGGACAAACCGCAGGUGUCCCAGGCUAGGUCGUGGCUCUGGAAUCUUUUCAAGAGGACCGUUCAAGAAGAAGAUAAAAACCAACUCCACCAGGCACCAAAACAUACUGUUGGCAGCAGCGAUUGCUACUACCGUCACGACAGUGACGAAAUCACGUUUCCGUUUGAUGAAAAGUCAUCGAGGAGAGUUGCAAACGGAACAACUGAGAACCUUUAUGUGAGCAACGAUGACUCGGUAAUUACUUUACGUGACAACGACGAAAGAGAUACAAAUGGCGACGAUGUUUUUGAUGGGAUCGAAGAUCGGGAUGUCCUAGCGAGCGUGCGAUUGAGCUCGGCUUCGACAGCAUACACAACGAACCAAAUAUAGUCAAUUCAAACAAGAUCAUUCGUAUUCUGAACGUGUGUCCUAAAAUGUAACACAAUGUCACGACAACCAUGUUCAGCUUGUCUUUCCCUAAUACUUUCUUUUUGUUUGAAUAAGUAGCUACCAGAAAAACGAUUACUGGUUCCGGCGCUACUUCUGUCAUAUCGAACACAAAUGGUGAGGGGUGAUUGUUGUGUAAAUAGAGCAAAUAUUAGUCG
Messenger RNA from Pseudo-nitzschia multistriata, 1244 nucleotides. The record is from the annotation of a GenBank genome assembly. NCBI's taxonomy places the organism in Eukaryota, Bacillariophyta, Bacillariophyceae, Bacillariales, Bacillariaceae.